UCUCACUUGUAUCGCCUGCGCUUUGGAUGCUUAGACAGCCCUUUCUGGCCAUGGAAGCUGCUUUUGGGCUUGUGAGAUGCAUUUUCAACAUUCCCGUCUGUGGUGGAUUCUGUGCUCCUACUCAACAUCCUGAGGACACCUGCCUCAAACACUUUUCCAAUGAGUACACCUUGCCACUUGCGGGUGUCUUCAUGAAGCUCGGCCGCUGCCUGGAGACGAACCGCUGCUGCCGGCGCUGUGGCUCUGCGGGCACCUUGUGGGGGAAGCGGCACCGACGAUGUUUGAUGGUGACCUCAUUUUGGAUCUCUUUCGUCGCAUGGCUUCUGAACAUUUACGCCGUGUUGGCCUUAUCCAGCAGCCCCGAGGUUGUCAAAGCCACAGCUUGGGCCAAGGGGAAGAUCUCCUUCAGCGGGAAGUAUGGCGGCGCUGAUUCGUGGGUAGGCCUGGGCGGCAGAGUCGAUGAGGUGAACUGUGGUUUGUCCGACUACACGGACUCCUGCAACGCUUGGUUCCGCGCCAAUGCCACGAAGAUGAAGGAGAUUUCACCAGGAAUCUUUCAACGACAUGUGGAUUUCAAGGACAAGAGGUCAUGCCCCCAGAGCAUCGUCUUCACAGGAGGCCAUAAGUUUGGAGAUCUCAUUGAGGAGGUCGUCGGAUUUGAUGUGGAGGCAUCUCAGGAAAUGUGCCAAAGUUGCUUGGACUCGGCGGCCAGCACCAUCAGCUUCGCUGUCAUGGGUGCCAUCACACAGAUCCCACAGAUGACCACCGAUUUGCAGCGGGCGACACGCUUUGGAGAUGUGAACUGCCAGGCGACGAUGGGUGCGAUCACAUCAUUCUGGGGCACCUACAGCGGCAUUUCUUCGCUGGCCUCUUUCAGUUAUCAAUGCUGGCGACGCUUUCCGAGGUAUGUCAGAGAGCGGAAUGGUGUGCUGGAUUUCUCUUGGUCGAUGGGACCAGGGUUCCUGUGUAUGCUGAUCGCCACGAUUCUCAAACUAUGGGAUGCAAUGGCACAUUUUAUUCUGCCCACACCCAAUGCAAGACACACCAAGCCACCAAAGGAGUGCGACGACAUCUAUGACUACAUGAUCAUGGCUUAUGACGUGCCAGAUUCGGAGAUUGAUGAAACUUCAGAGUCUGGCUCAGACAAUGCCUGAGGGAAGUGAGAUGAUAAUAUGAUGGCCAGUAGACCGGAAUACUUGGCUUGGGUCAGCCUUGAAUUGGUUUUCAGGAUGUUCAAGUGAUGCAAGCGUUGUGAAACGCCACAGGACAUGUUGC
Molecule: messenger RNA, 1275 nt
Organism: Durusdinium trenchii
Lineage: Eukaryota; Dinophyceae; Suessiales; Symbiodiniaceae
Source: the annotation of a GenBank genome assembly